CUCAUAUUACAUUAGUCUAUGCAUUCUCAUUAUAGUAGUGGGUGCGCCGACCUGAGUAUAUGCAUUGGAUGCCGGCGAUCGCUGCGUCCAUCAUGACGCCAGCGCACGUCUAGUAUUCUUCUCUCACUAUCUCUCUCGCCCUCUCCGAUGGCGACUGCAUCUUACCUUGAACCCAAACGACGGCAAUUGAGAUUGGGAGGAUGCCCUCUACUAUGGUGUGGACGAAGCUAGAGUCUCAGAACGAGCAUUGGGGCGCGGAGGACGAAUACACGGAAGAGCAACUACUAGACAGCAAGGCCCGGCUACAGCGCUCUCUCAAACGUGCUAGACGAUGGAUGUUGGUUUUGGGUCUGCUGUCUUUUGUCUUGGCCGCCGUACUGUUGGCGCCGAGCUGGAUACGCGGGAGACGAUGGGACGACGGGAAGAGAAUAUUUGACGCAAGUGCUGCUCGAAAAGAGGUCGUGUUUGAUGAGGAGCCGAUGUACAUGGCUCAGAACAGUGAUGCAGCGUGGGAAGCUCUGACUCCGAGCCACGGUCUGGUCAACAUUCCGAGCGCGAAUGGCACCAGGACUGUCUAUGGGGUCUCCAUGUAUCAUCAGCUGCACUGUUUGAACAACAUUCGGAAGUUUUUCUGGACCACGCAAGUAGAAGACAAACCUACCGAUGACGUUCAUUCUGCACACGUGGCCGAUAUAGUUCACAUCGUCCACUGUUUCGACUACAUCCGACAAGGCAUCAUGUGCGCGGGAGAUACCACCUUGGAGAGUCCGGCGAGAAGAGUGCCACUUGCCGCCGAGAACGCGCGUUCCCCAAUCGAUGGGUCGGGAAUUUCUCAUUCUUGCGCAGACUAUGGUGCAAUCGAGGCCUACAUGCAGACACACGGUGCUUAUCCCAAGGAGUUGUGAGCUUUCUUGUCGUUCAGGCGAGCUUCGACGUGAACACCAGAGCCUUGGCAUGAGCGUUCGGCGGAGCCUUCGCAGUCGGCGAGGAGGCCUUCGAAGCCGGAGGAGGAGUGAAUGCUUGCAUGGCCAAAGAUGCUUCGCGCUGCGGCGGCUCGAUUCCCUGCAUAUUGUCGCCAUGUAGUCUCUUCAACUUCCCAAUUCCAGACUCACCAAGCUUGGCGCUCAUUCUCCCAAUUGCUCCAAUUUCUCCCUUCGAUUUGCCUGCCGUGCCACGUCAGCAUGGCAGACGGCAAUGUCACCCCCGCCGCGCCACCAUUCCGUCCUGUCCGAAUUCCCGGACAUUGACACUCUUCGAAGAGUUGAUGGGCCUCACCACCGGCCUCUUGCAUGGACGGCUGGGCCGCAGAAGAGAAGGACGACUUGGAGAUCACGCUGAGAUAC
This is a messenger RNA of Neohortaea acidophila, 1343 nucleotides long. RefSeq lists its product as uncharacterized. The record is from RefSeq and is a predicted model, not a curated record. Bases 201 to 905 code for a protein of 234 amino acids. Gene Ontology annotation, biological process: mycotoxin biosynthetic process. NCBI's taxonomy places the organism in Eukaryota, Fungi, Ascomycota, Dothideomycetes, Mycosphaerellales, Teratosphaeriaceae. The transcript is spliced from 4 exons.